Messenger RNA from Pristis pectinata (smalltooth sawfish), 2328 nucleotides. RefSeq names its product dual specificity phosphatase 12 (gene dusp12). The transcript has 6 exons. The record is from RefSeq and is a predicted model, not a curated record. NCBI's taxonomy places the organism in Eukaryota, Metazoa, Chordata, Chondrichthyes, Rhinopristiformes, Pristidae. The coding region runs from base 113 to 994 and encodes 293 amino acids. Gene Ontology annotation, molecular function: protein tyrosine/serine/threonine phosphatase activity. Gene Ontology annotation, biological process: protein dephosphorylation. Gene Ontology annotation, cellular component: nucleus.
ACCGCCAGCUCCGCGCGCCACCGCUCGCGCGCGCUCGUCGGUCGGUCUGGCAGCAGCAGCCCGCGCAUUGCGUCAGUGUACGCCGUGACGUCAGUGGGCUGGUGCCUGGGACAUGAUCCUGGUGAGGAGCGGCCUGUUGCUGGGGUCUGCCAGUGAUUUGGUGCAGCCUCAGAGUCUGUCGGACCGCGGCAUCUCGCAUGUCCUCACCGUGGACUCGCAGGAACCCCCGCCUCUGGGGAACGUUUGCGCGAAAUUUGUGCAGGCGCUGGACGAGCCCUGCACCGACCUGCUGAGCUUCCUGGACGAAUGCGUGGGCUUUGUGCAGCAGGCGCAGGGUGCAGCGGGCGCCGCCGUGUUGGUGCAUUGUCAUGCAGGAGUCAGCAGGAGUGCUGCUGUGGUAACUGCUUUUAUAAUGAAAACUGACAAUCUGAGUUUUGAAGAGGCAUAUAGUAAACUUAAAGCCAUUAAACCAGAUGUCAGGAUAAAUGAUGAGUUUGUGAAGCAGCUGAAGCUGUAUGAAGUGAUGGGCUGCAAAGUGGAUUUAACAAGUGCUGAUUACAAACAAUAUCGACUUCAGAAAGUCACUGAGAAGUACCCAGAACUGCAGAAUUUACCAAGGGAAUUAUUUGCAUUGGAUCCCAUGAGUCUUGGGAAAACAAGUGAAGCAAUCUACAGGUGCAGAAAGUGUAGGCGUUGUUUAUUUCGUGGCUCAAGUAAUUUGACUCAUGUACCUGGAACUGGACCAGCAGCCUUCGCUCAUAAGAGGUUGACUCAAACCCGAGGAGGGGAUCACACUAGAUGUACAUCAUAUUUCAUUGAACCAGUGCAAUGGAUGGAGCCUUCACUACUUGGUGUUUUGGAUGGACAGGUAAAACAGUAUAGAUGGAUUUCUGUCUCUGAUGGCUUUAAAUCCAGUUGCUUUGCCCAAAAUGCAACUGCAAGUUGGGAUCUUUCAACUGGUACGGUGAUCAGUGUUCCUGUGGACGUUGGGUGACUCCUGCUUUCCAGAUUCACAAGAAUCGAGUUGAUGAAAUGAAACAUUUAAAUUUCCUAAGUGUAGGAAAUGUGAAUAGUUGAAUAAUACACCUAUUUGAUUGUAUCUGCAAAACAGGUUAAGCAGAGAGAAGCUUAAUCCUUGUUCCAUCUUAAUCUAAACUGCAUAACCUGAUUUGUAAAAGCAAAUGCAGCAAUAACUUGGAUAUACAAAUACUAUCUAAAUAUCCACUAUUCUACUGCAAAACAUUUUAUUAAAUGGACCAAGAACUGUUAAAAAUAUCCUUGAAUUCAUCUUGAAAUAUCCAUGGAUUCAUCUCGCUCUUGACAAAUUUCAAAUGGACAAGUUUGCAUGACCAAAAGUUAAAAUUUUCCAUCUAUCAUGAUUGCGAUGCACAGAACAAUAAAAAAAAGGCUUCCAGUAUUAUGAAGUAAAUCAAGCGAGAGCUUCUGAAGCGGUUUUUUUUCAAAUCUUGGAAGCUGUUGCUCUGCUGCAAAGCUUCAUUUCCAUUUAAGGGUGUAAAGUUGAUGUUCUUAGCUACUAGCUUACCCACUAAUCACUCCAGAAUCAGUAGGAGAUGAUUUUUUUAAAAAUAUUAUUAUAUUAAUUUCACAAGUGCAGCAUUUCAUUCAGAAGUUAAAUUGGAGUUUGGAAGAAAUAAAAUUUCUUAACUCCAUCUUUUUUAUCAACAUAUCCACUAGGUGGCACUCCACUGCACUGAAGUGUCUGCCAGAAUUCUAUGCUUAACUGCCACCUUCUGACCCAGAGGCAAGACUCAGCUAAGGCCAUCACCUGAUACCAAAUUGCUUUGACGUUUAGUUGGUGAGAGGUACAUUUUGGAUAAAGAAAUUAUGUCACAGAAUUGAAUAUGAAUUGUGUUAAAGUUUUAAUGAGUAGAAAGUUUGGCAUUACAGCAGCAGAUAAUGCACGUUAUUGACAUUAUCUUGCAGUAUAUGUGCUACUAAUGAAACACUAUUCAUCAGGAUCUGUUAAUUCAAAGUAUAAAUAAUGACAGUGAAAAGAACCAUGUAUAAAAAUAAUUUGUUAAAAGGUAGAGUACAUGUUAAAGAAUUAACUAAGCCACAUCUUUACUUCAGUAUUUACAUUUGUAACAUGCAAUAACAAGUGAAGUCUUGUAGACUCUUUUGUUGCUCCAAGACUCUCAAAUCCUUUUGAAGCUUUAUAUUUUAUUUUUUCCAUUUCCAAAUAGUUCAUAGAAUGUUCUACACCUUAUAAUGAACACUUGUUUCAUUCCAAUUUUUUUAGAAACUAGUAUAUAUGAACACAAUAAGCUUUGUGAAUUGUUUGAAUAAAAUUCAUUCAAUACAGCACAA